UCUCUUCUGGGCCGGUCUGAUCGCUCUGGGGAGAGGACUGGUGUUCACUUCCGUAGUUCCGUUCCGUCGACGGCUCGACGCCUUCACUCCUCCGGGCGAUCCAGCGGAGCCGCCGCCGCCGCCCGCCGGAAUGGAGCCGGAGCCCGAUCAGCCAAAGGUAGCCGCCGGUGGGGGCCACCGCAAGCACCUCGCCAUGCUCGAGCGCCUCUCCAAGCGCUCCUCCUCCUCGGCCGGCGCCCCACCCUCGGAUUCCUCUGACGCCUCCCCCGUCGAGGCCUUCCUUUCCCGCUUCGCCGGCGCCAAGCUCGCUGCGGAGUCAGCACUCUCCGCCUGCCGCUCCGACGACGCAACCGCAUCUCUGGCGGCUGCUGCGGCCGCCAUCGAUAACAUCGAUCGCCUCAUCGCCGAGGCGUCCCACGCGCUGCCCCCCUACGAGCUGCGCGCCGCCCUCGCCACCGCCGCCGACCUCCGCGCGGCACACAGGGUCGCCGCCUCUGAGCUCCGUCCCAAGAAGUCCUUCUCCUUCAGGAACAAGAGCAGGAAUCUCAAGAACCCGCCUCAGGAUCAUGUCACCGCAUCGCCACCGCAGCAACCUCCUCCGGAGCAGCCGAAGCCUAGUCUGGACGCGAUCCUACCAGGGUUCGGGUUCCGGGGCAAAAACGGCGCCACCUUUGUGAAGGAUCUGCGAGUCUCCAACGACAAGGAUGGGGAUUUCACGCUCGCGGAUUUGGUUUCCUGCGAGGUCUAUCUGAAGGGCAAAUGCCGAGCUCUGUACAUCCACAAGCUGAGAGAUUGCCGUGUGUUUGUUGGAGCUGUUCUUGGUUCUGUGCUUAUAGAGGACGUCCAAGGCUGUAUAUUUGUGAUGGCAGCACACCAGAUCAGGAUUCAUGAGGCGAGGGUGACGGAUUUCUACUUGCGGGUGAGGAGCAGGCCUAUCAUUGAGGAUUGCAGUGGUGUAAGAUUUGCACCAUAUGUUUUGAAUUAUGAAGGGAUUGAAGAAGAUUUGAAGGACUCUGGACUUCAGGAGGAGACCGGUAAUUGGGCUAAUGUGGAUGACUUCAAGUGGCUCAAGGCAAUGCAGUCACCAAAUUGGUGUUUGGUUCCAGAGGAAGAACGGUUGCAGACUGUCAACAUUUCGGAGUUUCAUGAACAGGAGGAUGAUAGCUGACCUGCUUUGGCAGGAUUGCUGUCAGCUCUCAUUUUGGUUUGCUUCUAUGGAUUCAUUAGUUUAUUUAGUAUGAACACAAUUGUUAUUUCAUCGUGUUAGUGACAUUUGAUCAUGUUAUUGUCACUUAAUUCUAUCUAUGAUCAUAUUAGUGUAGACAACAUGGAGUGACACUUGUUUUUAUACUAAAUAUGAUCAAGUAUGAGGUGGUUACAUGUUGUCAAAUUCAGUUGAAAUUCCAUGUAGUUCGGUUUGUCAACAUAGCCUAAUUAUAGUA
This is a messenger RNA of Sorghum bicolor (sorghum), 1442 nucleotides long. Its product is annotated as tubulin-folding cofactor C. Gene Ontology annotation, biological process: post-chaperonin tubulin folding pathway; tubulin complex assembly. Gene Ontology annotation, cellular component: cytoplasm. The transcript has a single exon. Bases 131 to 1168 code for a protein of 345 amino acids. Gene Ontology annotation, molecular function: tubulin binding. NCBI's taxonomy places the organism in Eukaryota, Viridiplantae, Streptophyta, Magnoliopsida, Poales, Poaceae. The record is from RefSeq and is a predicted model, not a curated record.